GAUAUCCUUAACCUGGUGUCUUGUUGGGUUUAACCCGUUUCACUCCUAAUCCACUCACUGCAGAGAGGGGCGCGUGAUUAUCAAUUUUCUAGAAGUCUCUUAUCAAAUAAAUAAAACCCAUUUUAACACACUAGGGUUUUAUCUUCUUUUUAAGACUUCUCCAGUUUCAAGCAACCAUACCAAACAACCCCUUAUCCUUUUCCAUCUCUCUCAAAGAAAUGGCUACAUCUCAGCUAACAGCGUCGUCAGUGACAGCAUCAGCUAGGAACUUGGCUUCAUUACAAGGGCUUAGGCUGUCCACUGUCAAAUUCUCUUCCUUUGGAACAUUAAAGCCUGGGGCUUUGACCAGCAGGUCCUUCAAACGUUUGGUUGUUAAAGCGGCUACCGUUGUUGCCCCUAAGUACACUUCAGUUAAGCCCUUGGGUGACAGAGUGUUGGUGAAGAUUAAAGAAACAGAGGAGAAGACUGAGGGUGGCAUUUUGCUUCCAACAACUGCUCAAUCAAAGCCUCAAGGAGGUGAGGUGGUUGCUGUUGGUGAAGGGAAGACAAUUGGGAAUACCAAAUUGGAAAGUUCUGUGAAGACUGGUGCUCAGGUCAUAUAUUCCAAGUAUGCUGGGACGGAGGUCGAGUUCAAUGGUGCAAAUCAUCUUCUCCUAAAAGAGGAUGACAUUGUUGGACUUCUUGAAACCGAUGACAUAAAAGAUCUCAAACCUCUGAACGACAGAGUUUUCAUUAAGGUUUCGGAAGCUGAGGAGAAAACUGCAGGAGGUUUGUUGCUGACCGAGGCAAGCAAAGAAAAACCUUCCAUUGGAACGGUGAUAGCUGCUGGACCCGGUACUUUAGAUGAGGAAGGUAACCUAAAGCCACUAUCGGUCUCGCCUGGAAACACCGUCCUGUAUUCAAAGUAUGCUGGGAAUGACUUCAAGGGCAAUGAUGGUAGUAACUAUAUUGCUCUGAGAGCAUCUGAUGUAAUGGCUGUGCUCUAUUAGUUGUGUAAUAAGGUUUGGUUUUAGGUUUUGAGGUUAAAACUGGAUUGAAUGGAUGAGUUGCCGGUAAGCACAAGGAUUUUGUAAUUUUUUUUCCUUAAAUAUAAAUGGAUGCAGCAUUUGGUAAAAAAUAA
Messenger RNA from Gossypium raimondii (Peruvian cotton), 1120 nucleotides. Its product is annotated as 20 kDa chaperonin, chloroplastic. The transcript is spliced from 6 exons. The record is from RefSeq and is a predicted model, not a curated record. Gene Ontology annotation, molecular function: ATP binding; transition metal ion binding; protein folding chaperone. The coding region runs from base 219 to 989 and encodes 256 amino acids. Lineage: Eukaryota; Viridiplantae; Streptophyta; Magnoliopsida; Malvales; Malvaceae. Gene Ontology annotation, biological process: positive regulation of superoxide dismutase activity. Gene Ontology annotation, cellular component: chloroplast; mitochondrial matrix.